UUUACUCUACCAUCAGAAACGCCAAUAGAGGAAGUGACUUUACCUCACUAUAAAUCGGAACAUUAUUUCCCGGUCCAUAUCGGGGAUGUAUACGAGACCAGGUACCAGAUCACGGGCAAGCUUGGCUAUGGAGCAUACUCGACCAGCUGGCUCUGCCGAGUUCUUCAGAGCGACAAAUAUCGAUUACUGAAGGUGUCCACGUCACUACCAGCAAUUCCUACUGCAAGCGAUCGUGAGCUAAAGAUUUACGAGCACCUUUCGAAAUUCAAUUCUAAGCAUCAAGUCCACUCGCUGGUUCGCGAGCUGUAUGACUCAUUUGAUCUUCAAGGACCGUUCGGCAAGCACCGCUGCCUGGUGAUGCAGCCAAUGCGUAUGACGCUUCUUGAAAUGGUGAGCCUGAAUCCGCAACCGUUUGAUAUGCCUCUGCUCAAAAUGACUGUCAAUCGACUUUUGUUGGCCCUUGAUUGCUUGCAUACCGAAGCUGAGAUAGUUCACACUGAUUUGAAGGCCGACAAUCUAAUGCUUACUUUGGAGGACAACACCAUGCUAGUGGAUUUUGCGAAAGCAGAGACUGAGGAUCCUAGACAUCGGAAGAAGAUUGAUGAAGCUCAUACCAUAUACAAGAGCCGCAGAUUCCGCCGACCCACCGGAGGCAAAGGUUUUGGCCUUCCUAUCCCGUGCGACUUUGGCGAGGCACGGAUUAGCCAGAGACAGGAGUCUGGCCCGUUUGUUCAACCGCAUAUUUACAGAGCACCUGAGAUUACAACUAGAAUAUGA
This is a messenger RNA of Aspergillus novofumigatus IBT 16806, 777 nucleotides long. RefSeq names its product putative protein kinase. The record is from RefSeq and is a predicted model, not a curated record. The transcript is spliced from 3 exons. Gene Ontology annotation, biological process: protein phosphorylation; regulation of mRNA processing; spliceosomal complex assembly. Lineage: Eukaryota; Fungi; Ascomycota; Eurotiomycetes; Eurotiales; Aspergillaceae. The annotation marks the transcript as partial. Gene Ontology annotation, molecular function: protein kinase activity; ATP binding.